AUGGUCCACGCUUUCUUUCACAGGGCCAUCUGCGCAGCCUUGUUGCUCUUCUGCUGCACCCUUGUCCAUGCAGAACCCAUCCAUCGACGCCCGUACCGCGAGCCUCGGGAUUCUCAGGAUGACCCAACUGUAGCUGCUGCGUUCCACGCUCUCUCUUCCAAGUUCUGGAACUCCGUCUCCGAGCGGUCGCCGGAUAUCAGACCCGAUCUCGGUGCUCCCGCCCAGCAUGACCUUCGUUAUCAAUUGAUCAAGAGGCAAGGUGGAAGCGGCAUCGUCACUAAUUCUACGCCCUCUGUGACCCCGCCCACGCCGACGCCCACGCCAUCGUCUACCCCCCAGCAGACUUCCACGAACCAGCCAGCGUCGACCACUCCCAAUGCUUCAAGCUCCCCGUCGAGUUCUCCCAGCUCGCCUUCCACACCUCAAUCAUCUGCGCCUUCUUCUCCCGCUCAGACUAGCUCGCCAGCAUCCGCUUCCAGCACGCCGUCGGACAGACCAUCGUCGCCAUCAUCGACUUCUUCUCCUCAGGUUACGCAGCAGCCAUCUUCCACUUCUGCCUUCAGCUCCACCCUUGUCGGCACCACCACCAAUGAUAAGGGUGACCUGAUCACCUAUACCUCCGUCGUUCUCGUUCAGCCGUCCCGCACAACUCCCACGAGAGGCCCUACUUCCACUGCUGGACGUCCAGGUCUGCAGACCAACGGAGUGUCUGCUCCAUCUGGCAUGAAGAAAGAGAUGUUUGCAAUGCUGGGAGGAGCUGUGGUGGUUGCAAUUGCGCUCUAG
Molecule: messenger RNA, 783 nt
Organism: Ophidiomyces ophidiicola
Lineage: Eukaryota; Fungi; Ascomycota; Eurotiomycetes; Onygenales; Onygenaceae
Exons: 1
Coding region: 1-783 (260 amino acids)
Source: RefSeq, a predicted model, not a curated record